Messenger RNA from Chondrus crispus (carragheen), 246 nucleotides. RefSeq lists its product as hypothetical. The transcript has a single exon. NCBI's taxonomy places the organism in Eukaryota, Rhodophyta, Florideophyceae, Gigartinales, Gigartinaceae. The record is from RefSeq and is a predicted model, not a curated record. The coding region runs from base 1 to 246 and encodes 81 amino acids.
AUGGUAUGCGCGACGACGCGGGGCGCGUGGGGCGCGACGAUGCGCGACGCGACGAUGCGAUGUUUCCACACCACCGAUGAGGGAACGGUAUUAGCAUACAUACUGUACGGCAGUGUACGGCACCUUCGUCCGCGCUUCCCCAGCGCCGUGUGGAAGGGACUGUACAACUCAGGAGCUAUAACCGCCUCAUCCGGCAAGCAGCUUCCGCGAACGGGCCUUACUUUAGGUUCACGGGGAGAGGAUUGA